UAUUUUAUCGGGAGCUCUUUAGAGAGUUUAAGGCUAUUGUUGUAUUAAAUUAAAAGACAAAAAUCGCGAUGGACGCGGAUUUUAGUGAAUAUUCCUUGUAGAAAUUAAUGCUGUUACCCGGGGAGGAGAUUGGAACAGCGUAAGCUUUGACUGCAGUAAAAUUGCUUGUGUUUCGCGUAUUGACUCAAUAAUCAUUGCUCGGAUUUAAACAAUAUACUCAGAAUUGCUACAUAUUACCAUCAUACAGAGCAGAUUGACGUUUCUCUGUGUGUGGUUACUUUAUUGAAAGUAACCAUUAUUUGUGGUUCUGGUAAUGUCGACAGAGAAUGGAAGCACCCGAGGCAAAGGACGAAGAGUAAGAGCUACAGAGGAUGGUCCGUCAAAUAGCCGCGCUUCAAAUAACACAAAUACGACGAUAACCCCGUUAAAAUCCCCAUCAAUUAAAACCUCUAAAGCCAUGUCCACGAGUCUCAAAAGAAUUCAGAAAGAGUUGGCAGAUAUAACCCUGGACCCACCUCCAAAUUGCAGUGCAGGACCAAAAGGUGACAAUAUGUAUGAAUGGGCAUCAACCAUAUUAGGACCACAUGGCUCUGUUUAUGAGGGUGGUGUGUUUUUUCUGGACAUCCAUUUUUCUCAUGAAUAUCCAUUUAAACCCCCAAAGGUUAGUUUUAAGACCCGAAUCUAUCACUGUAAUAUAAAUAGUCAGGGUGCUAUAUGUUUGGACAUUCUAAAAGAAAAUUGGAGCCCAGCGUUGACCAUCUCUAAAGUGUUGUUAUCCAUAUGUUCUCUUCUUACUGACUGUAAUCCCGCAGAUCCUUUAGUCGGUAGCAUCGCUACACAGUACACACAGAAUCGGAUAGAACACGAUCGUCAGGCCAGACAGUGGACACAAAGAUAUGCUACUGGCUUCCCAGUGCCUGAUUAAACCAGCCAUCAUUUUCUUGGCAGAAAGGUCAAGGUCAUUGGAUUACUACAUAGUUGUGUUGUUGGAGAAAAAUCCAGACAUUUUGUCCUGGAAACUCAAAGUGACUGGAAUAUCUUUUCUGAAGUGACUCUAUACAGUAAGAAUUUCUUACAAUUUUGAGACAGUUUUCAGUUAUAUUUGAAUCUUCAGAAUUAUGUAUGUAGGCCUAACUACAAUUUUUGUUUUGAACUUGAAAACUAUUGAUGGAAGAAUUAAAUGUAUAAAUAAUGUAUAAAUGUUUUUGUUAUGUAAAUCUUAAACAGUAAGUUUAUUAUGUUGAAAUUGAAAUCAAUGGCAUAUAAGUAUUUUUGGAAUGGAGUAAUAUUAUUUUUAAUUCACUUUAAUGCUUUCAAAAUGUUAAACCUAUGGAAAAUAUUUUUUACUGCACAUUGUCUUCAGAAGAAGACUCUGAUGUGUUUAAAAUAAAUGUGAAUAUAGGCUAAUGAUAUAGUGCCUAUUACAGAAAUGGACCAAAUUUUCCUAUUAUUUAAAAAUUGGAAAGUCCAUAGAAUUAGACAAACUUCCAAACUCAAUAUUUAGCAGUUCAUGUUUUAUAGAAAACUAUCCUAAAGGUGCAUUAUGUGAGAACUAAAUCUGCCUUAUGCAGGUCUUUCUUUUGGCUUUGAAUGUUAUAUCAAUUAUUAUUUAGACAUUAAUUAACAUGACAAGCCUAUAAUCAACUCUCUAGUUCAUCGGAUGGCCAAUCAAGGCUAAGCUUCAGCUGUCAAGUACCGUUGCUAAGAUAAUACACAAUCUAUGUUAUAUCUUCAACAGUCAUAACUUCUCUUAUAAUAACUUGAUUUGAAUGAAAUUUUCAAUAUAUUCAUUUUUCAUUAUCUACUUUUUAACCAUUAAAGCAAGAACAUCAAGCUCCUUUUCUAAAUUUUACAUAAUGCAUCUUUAAUUAAAUUGAUUUUGACUUUGCCUGAUGGAAUUUAUGAAAUUAUGGCAAAUUUGAAUUCGCAAAAAAAAAUGUGUAAAAUAUGAAAUGAUGAAUGAGAUGAAUUUAUUCAUGCUUAAUUUAUGUCAUUUAUAUAUAUAUAUAUAUAUAUAUAAUAAAAUGACUCGUAUAAAUUUGCUUAUGUUAUUUAGCCAGUCCAACUUACAUCUUUUAUUUAGAUGUAUGUAAUUAAACAGUUGGAUAUUCAUUAUUUGACAGGUUGCAAAAGUCAAGAUCAGACUUUUUUUUUUCAUUUUUCUUUUUUCAUUUUCAUUCUUUUUGAUGAUUGAAUGUACCUUUUGAAAAAUAUAUAUGGAUCAUUUGUACGUAUUAUACAUCAAUGAAUUAUAAUCUCAGUUGAUUUAUUACUAGACAAGAAUUAUUAUAGGCAGAAACUGAUAGACCAAAUUGUUCCAAGAUCAGGGUAAUAAUUAGUUAUGAUCAGUGAAUGUAAGAAUUGUUGAGGGACACGUUUCGAAAUCACUCAUUAAUCAAACAUUUAUUGUUGAACUUGAACGUAACUUAUGUACACUUCACGAAACAGGGCCCUUAUGAUUUAUUUUUAAAAUAUGCAAGAAAACAAUUUGCACCGCAUCCAUCCAGUAGGUAAGUAAAUGUACAGUAAUCUAGUAGUCUGAUACAGCAAUCAAUAGCUAUCCAAACAAAUAUCAGAGUUAAUAUUUUAAUGGAAAUACUUAAUAGAAUAGUGUGAGGUAAAAUAUUUGUAGCCCUAACAAAUUUGUUGGCAGAAUAUUUAUUUUACUUUUUUUAUUAUGAGAGUAAAGAACACUUUGUAGUGUGUUAUGUGUUUUAGGAGAGGAUGAAUUCAAAUCUUCAAGCACCAAUAUAUAUGAGAAUCUUAAAAGCCUGUUGCUUGUGUAUCAUUUAUGUGUCAUAUUAAACUUAAUCUUUCUUUUUGACAUGAUGCCAUGUAGUAUUUGUAGAAAUAUUUAUAUAUUUUGUGAUAGGCUUCCAUGUAAAUGUAUAGCAGAGUCUUUAUUAGUCCAUAUCAGGGCUCUCACUUCAAAGUCAAACAUUUUUGCUUGUAUUAUUUUAUUUUAUCAAAUUGACCCAAAUAAUUAAAAGUGGUUUUUCAACUGAUUAUUAUUAAGCAUUUAUUGUGAGUUUGUAAACAGAUAAUAAAUGCAAUUCACUGAAAUAGUGAUGGCUAGUUUUAUUGGAUAGGACAUGACCAGCAAAAUUCAUUGAUAUGAGAGCCCUGGUGCCAAUAAACGGUUGUUAAUUGUACAUGUAUAAUAUAAAAAUGAUUGAAUGUGCGUUUAUUUUUUUUUCUCUUCUUUGGCGUUAUGAUACAAAUUUCAUGAUGUAAAAAAAAAAUUAAAAAUAAAAAUGUAAUAAAAAGAAA
This is a messenger RNA of Patella vulgata (common limpet), 3270 nucleotides long. Its product is annotated as ubiquitin-conjugating enzyme E2 E1. The transcript is spliced from 5 exons. Gene Ontology annotation, molecular function: ubiquitin conjugating enzyme activity. Gene Ontology annotation, biological process: protein polyubiquitination. Bases 314 to 925 code for a protein of 203 amino acids. The record is from RefSeq and is a predicted model, not a curated record. Gene Ontology annotation, cellular component: nucleus. NCBI's taxonomy places the organism in Eukaryota, Metazoa, Mollusca, Gastropoda, Patellidae.